This is a messenger RNA of Coccomyxa subellipsoidea C-169, 813 nucleotides long. RefSeq names its product 33kDa oxygen evolving protein of photosystem II. The record is from RefSeq and is a predicted model, not a curated record. Gene Ontology annotation, molecular function: oxygen evolving activity. Gene Ontology annotation, biological process: photosystem II stabilization; photosystem II assembly. The annotation marks the transcript as partial. Lineage: Eukaryota; Viridiplantae; Chlorophyta; Trebouxiophyceae; Coccomyxaceae. Gene Ontology annotation, cellular component: photosystem II oxygen evolving complex. The transcript is spliced from 6 exons.
GCGUGCUGUGGACAGGCAGCGAGCGCCAUCACGUACGACCAGCUGCAGAAUAUGAGCUACAACGAGGUGAGAGGUACCGGCCUGGCCGCCGUGUGCCCGCUGAUCGAGGAGGGCUCCACCAACCUGGCCGACCUCAAGCCUGGUACCUAUAAGCUGAAGAACCUGUGCUUGGAGCCCACAAAGAUACAGGUCCAGGAGGAAGGACUGACGAAGGGGUCAGGCCCCCAGUGGUCUAACACCAAACUGCUCACCCGUCAGACCACCAACCUGAGCGAUAUCGAGGCGGAUCUGAAGGUGGGCCCCAACGGCGCAGUUGUGCUGAAGGAGAGUGACUCCUACUCCCUGAAUUUGGCCCCCAUCACUGUGCAGCUGCCCGGCGGCGAGCGCGUUCCCUUCCUCUUCACCAUCAAGGCACGCCCACACCACAACACUUUCGGAUAUUAUAGUUCCUCUUCUCACAUGCCACUUGAGCUGGAGGCGUCUGGGGACCUCAGCAGCUUUGGCGGCCAGAUCCGGGUGCCCUCCUAUCGCGGCUCCACCUUCCUGGACCCCAAGGGGCGCGGCGGCUCGACCGGCUACGACACCGCCCAUGCGCUGCACACUCGCGCGGACGACGAAGCGCUGGAGAGUGAGAAUCUGAAGAAAUUCGACUCUGGCAUUGGCCAGGUCGUCUUCAGCGUUGCCAAGGUGGAUCCUGGCACCGGGGAGGUGGCUGGUGUCUUUGAGUCGGUGCAGCCGUCAGACACUGAUAUGGGCGCCAAGGUUCCCAAGCAGGUCAAGGUGCAGGGCCUGUGGUAUGGCCAGCUCGGCUGA